Messenger RNA from Eremothecium gossypii ATCC 10895, 867 nucleotides. It is a transcript of the gene TMT1, whose product is annotated as trans-aconitate 3-methyltransferase. The record is from RefSeq and is marked provisional. The transcript has a single exon. NCBI's taxonomy places the organism in Eukaryota, Fungi, Ascomycota, Saccharomycetes, Saccharomycetales, Saccharomycetaceae. Bases 1 to 867 code for a protein of 288 amino acids.
AUGGCAGCUUUCUCUGAUUCCGACUACAAUUCGACGGGGUAUUCAGAUUAUCGUCCACGCUACCCGGGGACAUGGUACUCGCGGAUAAAAGAGUACCAUAGCGGUGCCAGGGGGUUGGUUGUGGAUGUGGGGUGCGGGCCUGGGACAGCCACGUUCCAGUUGCGUGAAAAUCUGCCCUUCAAGCGGGUAGUGGGGGUGGACGUGUCGACCGCGAUGGUCGAGCGCGCGCGGCAGACCGCACGGGAAAAAGUGGUCACUGAUGCGGGCCGCGUGGAGUUCGUUGUAUCCACUGCCGACAACUUCAGCUUCCUCAACGGUGCCAAGGCAGAUAUGAUCACUGCUGCACAAUGCGUUCACUGGCUGGACUGGGAGCGCUUUCAGCUCGCUGCAGCCGACAACCUGCGAGCGGGAGGCACGCUAGCCAUCUGGGACUACACCGACCCGUCCAUAGUGGGGUAUCCCGAGCUGGAUCCGCUGAUGAAGGAGUUCAUUUACGGGGAAUCUCAUCUUGGGCCCCACUGGGAGCAGCCGGGCACUCGUAUGCUGAAGCAGUUGCUGAGAAACCUGCAUUUCGACGAGAAGCUCUUUGACGAUAUUUAUGUGUGCCGCGAGUCGACCGACGAUGCUCUGCGCGGGACUGCUGGACGGACGCCCCUGCAUGUGGAGAAGACAAUGACGCUGGAGCAAAUGAACAGCUACCUGUCGACGUGGAGCGCUUUCCACUCCUGGAGGAAGCAGGACCCCGCAGGUAGUAUCGCCGCGAAGUCUGCGUUUUUCCAAUUCAUAUUCUCAAAGACCUCUAUGUCCUGGUCCUCUGAAGUAUGCCUGACCUGGAAUAGUGUCGGGAUCCUGGCCAGAAGGCGCUAG